GGGUCUAUUUCUCGAGCCCUUCAAGUCAGUAUGUAAACUUCGCCAUUGAUGAGGUGAGUUUGAGACGGAUCACUCCAGAGGAGGACUGGGAAGCUGCAGCGAAUGAAAUGAUUGACGAACAUAGAAAAGGAGAUGUAAACGUCAAGGUGAAUGUUCUUGGGCAAUCAGUAUUUUGGAAUGAUAAAGGAUUCUGGCCUAACUGGUUCACGGCUUUGUCUUCAGAUGAGAAAGUUGAAAAAAUGGAGAAACGAGCGAAGGACCUUGUCGGGCGGUAUAAGGGCAAGGUAAACCAAUGGCUGGUGAGCCGAGAAAGCAUCGAGAAGUAUACGGAAGAUUAUGAUAUUCUAACUAAGAUGUUUAAUUGGACGAGUGCUGCCGAUAGCUCUGCUGAUUUAGUGCUAAGCGACAGAUUCGCCAUACAACAACCCGACUAUGCUUCCGCUAUGGUCAACCAAAUCAAAACUCUGAAGGCUGCUGGCUACUCGCCUCAGCUCGAUGCGCAGGGAACUUUCCUAGAAACGAACGCAGUAGAUCCCAUACGAAUUGCGG
Molecule: messenger RNA, 549 nt
Organism: Owenia fusiformis
Lineage: Eukaryota; Metazoa; Annelida; Polychaeta; Sabellida; Oweniidae
Source: the annotation of a GenBank genome assembly